This is a messenger RNA of Salvia hispanica, 2064 nucleotides long. RefSeq names its product glucose-1-phosphate adenylyltransferase large subunit 1-like. The record is from RefSeq and is a predicted model, not a curated record. Lineage: Eukaryota; Viridiplantae; Streptophyta; Magnoliopsida; Lamiales; Lamiaceae. Gene Ontology annotation, biological process: glycogen biosynthetic process. Gene Ontology annotation, molecular function: glucose-1-phosphate adenylyltransferase activity.
AAUUAGACAAAACUAAUGCCACUUCGAUCACAUUGAUUUUUUUUUAAUUUUUUGAGAAAAACUCACCACCAAAAUUCAUCAUUGAGAAGUGCGAGACUACUUUCUACUAGUUCACGUGUGUAAACUACCCUACUAAGCUUCCCUAGUUCAUACAAGCCUUGAUUCUUCAAAACUUUUUCUCAUAUUUUCCUUUUUUAGGCUUUCCUAGGUUUUGUUGAUUGUGAUCUUAGUGUUUGUUUUCCAUUUGCUGUUAAUUCUUGUUGUCCCAUUUGGGUUUUUGCUGUAGUUAAGUUUCCAGAGUGAUUUUUUUGGAGGUGGCGAAAGAUCAUUUGGUGAAUCAUUUUUACCUCAUUACCGCAAAAAAAUGGAUUCUUGCUGUGUGGCCGCCGUUAGAGGUAAUGGGUUUUUUGGAGAGAGAAUUGGGAGUAAGAAAGGAAAUGUUUUUGGAUCAAAGAAUUUGGGUGAAAAUGGGAAGAAAAAAUUGCAUUUGAAGCCUGGAGUUGCUUACUCUGUUCUAACACGUGAUAUCAACAAAGAAAUGGCUGCACUUCAGUCCACACCACUUCCUGAGGGGACUCCAAAUGCAAAUCCAGCAAGCGUUGCUUCGAUAAUCUUGGGGGGAGGUGCGGGGACUCGCCUCUUCCCUCUCACUAGCAGAAGAUCUAAACCGGCUGUUCCUAUUGGUGGUUGUUAUAGGCUAAUUGAUAUCCCGAUGAGUAACUGCAUCAAUAGCGGGAUAAGAAAGAUAUUCAUCAUGACGCAGUUCAAUUCUUUCUCCCUCAAUAGACACCUUGCUCGGACCUACAACUUUGGAAAUGGUGUGGGUUUCGGAGAUGGUUUCGUGGAGGUUCUUGCUGCCACUCAAACACCGGGAGAAACAGGAAAGAAAUGGUUCCAAGGAACUGCUGAUGCAGUUCGACAAUUCAUUUGGGUUUUCGAUGCUGCCAAAAAUAAAAAUAUCGAUCACAUAGUAAUCUUGUCCGGCGACCAUCUUUACAGAAUGGACUAUAUGGAGUUUGUUCAGAAACAUAUAGAUACAGGUGCAGACAUUACAGUUUCGUGUGUACCUAUGGAUGAUGGCCGAGCCUCAGAUUUUGGAUUGAUGAAAAUUGAUCAAACGGGGCGGAUCAUUCAGUUUGCCGAGAAACCAAAGGGCUCGGAUCUAAAAGCAAUGCAAGUUGACACCUCUAUUCUCGGACUUUCUCGACAAGAGGCAGCAAAAUUUCCCUACAUUGCAUCAAUGGGCGUGUACGUGUUCAAGACUGACGUCCUACUGCAGCUUCUGAAAUACACGUACCCUUCGUGCAAUGAUUUUGGCUCCGAGAUCAUCCCUGGAGCCGUGAACAACCACAAAGUGCAGGCAUAUUUGUUCAAUGACUACUGGGAGGACAUUGGAACCAUCAAGUCAUUAUUUGACGCCAAUUUGGCCCUCACGGAGCAGCCUCCAAAGUUUGAUUUUAAUGAUCCAAAGACCCCUUUCUACACAUCUCCAAGAUUCUUGCCUCCUUCGAAAGUCGAAAAAUGCAAGAUAGUGGAUGCAAUAAUCUCCCAUGGUUGCUUUCUGGGAGAAUGUAGCAUUCAGCACUCGAUUGUUGGUGUCAGAUCACGCCUAGACAACGGUGUUGAACUUAAGGAUACUAUGAUGAUGGGAGCAGACUAUUACCAAACUGAAUCGGAAAUCGCGUCUGCUAUCGCGCAAGGGAAGGUUCCAAUAGGCGUUGGACAGAACACCAAAAUCUGUAACUGCAUAAUCGACAAGAAUGCCAAGAUCGGGAGGGAUGUGAUAAUCGCAAACAAAGAUGGUGUCGAAGAAGCGGACCGAGCAGACGAUGGAUUUUACAUAAGAUCUGGAAUCACAGUAGUGUUGAAGAAUGCCACCAUAAAAGAUGGAACACUCAUAUGAAACUGAACAUGUUUUAUAGGAAUCUAAUAAUGUUGCUGUCUUUCCCAAUUCUGUGUUUUGGGUGACAAUGAUUUUAGGUGAUGUAAAUUAAAAUUCGAAGCUUUGUUUGUAUGUAAAGAACCACUAGGAAUAAUAACAGAAAACAUCAUACUUCGGCUUAA